CCAACACUAAUAUCAAAUAUGCCGCAAGGCCUCAAACUAAGCGAAAUAAAGGCAAAAGUUAAUAAUGUCAUUGACAAUUUACAAUUAUUGGAAGCGGCAAGCAAUGCGUCACCAAACGGUUUCGAUUUGGAGCAAUCUCGCCAAUUGGAAAGACAAACCACAAAUUUAUUAGCGGAACUAUCAGAAAUACCCUGCGAGAAACUAGCUCGGACUCAAUUGCAGCGUAAACAAAGACGCCAAAGGACCAAAAAGAAGCUCAAGCGGCAAAUAAAGCUCAAUAGGCCCAUUUCCAAAUCAGCUAAAGUAACCGAAUCACUACCCACAGUGAAUGCCGCCGAUGAGGAAAACUUGAAAGCUCCUAAGCAAGCCGAACAUAUAACGCUAAAAAAACAUCACGAUUCGUCCAACAUUCUGUACACAUUAGACUUGCUGGAGAGAUUGUACAAGGCGCGUGGCGGCAAGGGCAACUUGAGUGAAAAACUAGUCAGAAUGCGAACAGUUUGGCGGCGUGUGCAGCAGGAGAGCAUUAAUGCGAUCAAUCAAGAAAUGCCCACCAACUGUGAGGCGCAAUGGUCCAAAGCUAUAUUUGGAAUCUCUUCAGUACUCUUAAAACAGGGAUCAUUAAAGAGUCGACGCAAUAUACAUAAUCCGCAAUUUGUGGAAUGGCGUGCAAUAUGGGACUCGUAUAUAAGCUCAGGCAAAGUUGGCAGCAGCAUACCACACGGAUGGGUAUUGCCUGGGGAAAAGCCAUCAGCUGAUUGGGCCAAAUACUUGUGCGAAUAA
Drosophila arizonae is the source of this 783-nucleotide messenger RNA. RefSeq lists its product as uncharacterized. NCBI's taxonomy places the organism in Eukaryota, Metazoa, Arthropoda, Insecta, Diptera, Drosophilidae. The record is from RefSeq and is a predicted model, not a curated record.